Ochotona princeps (American pika) is the source of this 1241-nucleotide messenger RNA. RefSeq names its product serine protease 40-like. The coding region runs from base 1 to 1116 and encodes 371 amino acids. The record is from RefSeq and is a predicted model, not a curated record. Lineage: Eukaryota; Metazoa; Chordata; Mammalia; Lagomorpha; Ochotonidae. Gene Ontology annotation, molecular function: serine-type endopeptidase activity. Gene Ontology annotation, biological process: proteolysis. The transcript has 5 exons.
AUGGGGGGCAGCAGGAGGGGGCGCUCAGGGCUGGGCUGGCAAGGGGCCUGCGCACUGACUGCCCUCCUGCUCUGGCUGCACCUCCCACCGCUGCGCACCCAGACCAUGCUGUCCAAUCAAAACAACCAGAACCUGAAAGAAGGGCUGGUGUCUGGGAAGCGGGCACCUCAUGACUCACAUUGUCCUCCCACAGUAUGUGGGAAGACUGGAAAAACCGGGAGAAUCUAUGGAGGAACGAGGGCAGAGCCAGAAUGGUGGCCAUGGCAGGCCAGUCUGCUUCUAAAUGGCCGCCACAUCUGUGGAGCCUCCCUCAUCGCCAGCAACUGGGUGGUAUCCGCAGCUCACUGCUUCCAAAGGUCCCUAAAUCCGAAAGACUACCACAUCCUGCUGGGGUACAACCAGCUCAGCAAGCCCACCAACUUCAGCCGGAAAAUGUCCGUCAGUAAGGUCUUCGUCCACCCAGACUAUGAGAAGAAGCACCGCUUUGGGAGCGACAUUGCCUUGUUGCAGCUGCACCGGCAGGCAGCCUUCAACUCGCACAUCCUCCCUGCGUGCGUCCCAGAGGCCAACCUACAUCUCUAUGUCGAUACUGCCUGCUGGAUCAGUGGCUGGGGGAUGGUCACUGAGGAUGCUUUUCUACCCCACCCCUUCCAGUUGCAGCAGGCCAAGCUCUUCACCAUGGAAAACCAACUGUGUAGUUCGUUUUUCCCACCUCCACCGAACGCCAAACCAUCCGACAUUGUGACAGUCCAUGAAGAGAUGCUCUGUGCUGCGGACUUCCGGAAUCCCCCGUCCAUCUGCAGAGGAGAUUCAGGGGGUCCUCUGGUCUGCUUCCUGAACAACUCCUGGUUCUUGGUGGGAGCAACGAGCUGGAGUGCUCCAUGCUAUCCACCCAUCACACCCAGCGUCUUCACCAGGAUCUCCUACUUCUUCAACUGGAUCAAAGCCACCCAGGCGGCCACACCCAACGCUGACCUUGCCACAGCCCCUCCUGAAGAAAAGGCCCCCGCACUGACCACCAUGGGUGGCAAGGGCACCAUCCUCAGGCCAAGAAUCUUUUUGGUGUUGCUGUCACCUGCAACCCUGCUGCUGCUGCUUCUCCUCCAGAGCCUGUGAUGGGCUGACCCCACCUCCCCACAGAGCCUCCACCCCAAGCCCUGACCCUCCAUAUGCGGCUCCAUCUCAUGGUCCUCCUGUCCAGCAGGGGUCAGCAGAAGUAAACCAAGUCAAGAAACUUCUCA